This is a messenger RNA of Xenopus laevis (African clawed frog), 1612 nucleotides long. RefSeq names its product formin-2-like (gene sra1.L). The transcript is spliced from 5 exons. The record is from RefSeq and is a predicted model, not a curated record. Bases 351 to 1454 code for a protein of 367 amino acids. Lineage: Eukaryota; Metazoa; Chordata; Amphibia; Anura; Pipidae.
AGAGCGAGGAAACACAGGACUUGGCCAGGGGAAUGUAGGGUUAUUCCGCAAUAGAGUAGUAAGGGGUGAGCGCCUGGGAAUCUUCGCAUGCGAUUUAUGAACUACAAUUCCCAGCAUUGCUUGGUGCUGUGACGUAUUAUCUGGGGGACGUUAGUGGUUCCUACUGCAAGAAGUUAAAGGGCACACACAUUACACGCAACCGAGAGAGAGGAUGGAACGACCCACCACAGUUUUCAUACGGGCUGCAAACUCAGUCUGGAGCUGGCAAACGCACUCUGCUUAAUAAGAGGGUACCUGCCCAGUUACAAGGCCCUCUGCCAGCUCCCAUUUCACAGUCCCUGCCAUCUUCAAUGCCACCAAAUAUGCCUCCAGCCUGUCCUCCACGCACAACUGGAGCUCCUCCCUUAGGAAUGGGUGUUCCACCUCCCUUAGGAAUGGGUGUUCCUCCUCCAUUAGGAAUGGGUGUUCCACCUCCCUUAGGAAUGGGUGUUCCACCUCCCUUAGGAAUGGGUGUUCCACCUCCCUUAGGAAUGGGUGUUCCACCUCCCUUAGGAAUGGGUGUUCCACCUCCCUUAGGAAUGGGUGUUCCACCUCCCGUAGGAAUGGGUGUUCUACCUCACGUAGGAAUGGGUGUUCCACCUCACGUAGGAAUGGGUGUUCCACCUCACGUAGGAAUGGGUGUUCCACCUCCCGUAGGAAUGGGUGUUUCACCUUCCGUAGGAAUGGGUGUUUCACCUUCCGUAGGAAUGGGUGUUUCACCUUCCGUAGGAAUGGGUGUUUCACCUUCCGUAGGAAUGGGUGUUUCACCUUCCGUAGGAAUGGGUGUUCUACCUCCCGUAGGAAUGGGUGUUCUACCUCCCGUAGGAAUGGGUGUUCUACCUCCCGUAGGAAUGGGUGUUCUACCUCCCGUAGGAAUGGGUGUUCUACCUCCCGUAGGAAUGGGUGUUCUACCUCCCGUAGGAAUGGGUGUUCUACCUCCCGUAGGAAUGGGUGUUCCACCUCCCUUAGGAAUGGGUGUUCCACCUCCUAGCUCUGACGUAAUAAGGAAGACUAACAAAGAACCAGAACCAGAGUGUGAUGUUGACAUAAAGGAUGUUUUGUCGCCUCUCCACCAAACCUUGGAAGUCUGCAGAGAUUCAGUCACGAAACAAGUUUUCAAUGAGAUCAGUAGGCGGCUGACUAUGCUUGAAGACAUGUGGAGCAGUGGCAAACUCUCAGCAUCUGUGCGUAAGAGAAUGAGUGUACUUGUAAAAGAACUUCAGAGACAGAACUGGGAUUCUGCAGAUGAAAUCCACAGGUCCCUGAUGGUGGAUCAUGUAAAUGAAGUCAGCCAGUGGAUGGUGGGAGUGAAACGCUUGAUAGCUGAAGCAAGGAACUUACCAGAGGCAGCAUCGCUUAGAACAAAUCAAGCAUCUGGGGACGGCUUGGACUCCACUCUUAAGCAGGACAAUUAGAACAUUUGCUUUCCAAAAGCAGUAUUAUACAUAGAAGAACUUUCCUGCAUGAACAACGGCGUCUUCCUUUUCCAGCAUAUUUUCAAGUUCUUUAUACUUUUAAUAUAUUCAAAUGUUUGUUCUACUUGGAUUUUAUUAAAAUUUUCAGUUUUACGUAA